Molecule: messenger RNA, 1451 nt
Organism: Eucalyptus grandis
Lineage: Eukaryota; Viridiplantae; Streptophyta; Magnoliopsida; Myrtales; Myrtaceae
Product: mRNA cap guanine-N7 methyltransferase 2
Exons: 11
Coding region: 131-1204 (357 amino acids)
Biological process (GO): 7-methylguanosine mRNA capping
Cellular component (GO): nucleus
Molecular function (GO): mRNA 5'-cap (guanine-N7-)-methyltransferase activity
Source: RefSeq, a predicted model, not a curated record
AGUCCCUAUAUACUCUUUCCUCCUUCACUCCAUUCGCCCUCUCUCUCGCGAUCUCCAUCUCCAUCGAAGCAGACGAGACGGAGCUGGGAGUUUGCUUCUGCUCUGCAAUUCCUGUCGGGGGAAUCGCGAGAUGAGCCAGGCGGCGAUUCCGAGGCCCGACUUGACUCACCACCGCCUCCACGAGUUCGCCCGGAACGCCCUCAUCAAGAUCUUCGUCCAUCCCUACGCCACGGUGUGCGAGCUGUAUUGCGGAGGUGGGCUCGAGGCGGAGAGGUGGGAAGAGGCUCAGAUCGGUCACUACAUCGGAAUCGAUGUCACUUCGUCUGGAAUAAGCGAAAAGAGAGAAGCUUGGGAGAGCUUGAGGAAAGCUUACACGACGGACUUCUACGAGCUCGACCCUUGCACGGAAGAUUUGGAAGCGCAUUUGCAAGAGAAGAUGAACCAAGCAGAUUUGGUUUGCUGCUUGCAGCACUUGCAGCUAUGUUUCGAGAGCGAGGACAAAGUGAGGAAACUGUUGCAUAAUGUAUCGUCUCUGCUAAAGCCGGGGGGUUAUUUUUUCGGUAUUACUCCUGACUCAUCCACCAUAUGGGCAAAAUAUCAGAAGAAUGUUGAAGCAUACCACAACAGAAGUGGUAGUAUGAAGCCUGGCAUUGUUCCUAAUUGCAUUCGGUCUGAGAGCUACAUGAUCACCUUUGAAGGAGAGGAAGAGAAGUUUCCAUCAUUUGGGAAAAGGUACCAGCUUAAACUAGCUGGUGAUAUGCCUGCUGAAACCCAUUGCUUGGUUCACUUUCCAAGCUUGAUCAGAUUGGCUAGGGAAGCUGGUCUGGAGUAUGUGGAGAUUCAAAACCUGACAGAGUUUUAUGAUGAUAACAAAGCAAUCUUUGCAGGGAUGUUAAUGGGUUAUGGUGCAAGCGUUGUGGAUCCUAGAGGAAGGCUUCUACCUCGCUCCUACGAUGUGCUAGGUUUAUACACUAUGUUUAUCUUUCAGAAGCCUGACCCGGAUGCUGCGCCCCCACUUACAACCCCCUUAUUGGUGGAAAGUAAUCACCAUGAAGAGGAGAGAGAGUGGACCGAAUGGACCGACUGGAGAGAGGAAGAAACCAUUGUUUCUUCAGAGCCACCUGCUGGACUCGGCAAGAUAACGGAACAGAAAGGAAUAUUAGGUCCAGGCCCUGCAGAGUUACGUUUCCCGGAAGCACUUUAACCUUUAACCCACUUUAACCUGAUGAACUGUGGAGGGAUGUUCAGAGUAGGCGCUUGUAGAUAAAAGUAUUUUGUCAUGUACCCUUCAUGCGUUUGAUUGCUAGUUAGACUUCUAUCCGAUUGCUCAGCGCUUGUGCAAGACAAAACACAUCUCAGUGAUCCAAAGGAGAGAGAAGUAUUUAGGGCCAGUUCGUUUUGUGGAGACGUUCUUGGAAAAUGUUUUUUCAAGAAGUCAUUUUUUAGGGAAA